Microtus oregoni (creeping vole) is the source of this 222-nucleotide messenger RNA. Its product is annotated as DPH3 homolog. NCBI's taxonomy places the organism in Eukaryota, Metazoa, Chordata, Mammalia, Rodentia, Cricetidae. The transcript has a single exon. The coding region runs from base 1 to 222 and encodes 73 amino acids. Gene Ontology annotation, molecular function: metal ion binding. Gene Ontology annotation, biological process: protein histidyl modification to diphthamide. The record is from RefSeq and is a predicted model, not a curated record.
AUGGUGGUGUUUCACGAAGAAGUGGAGAUUGAGGACUUUGAAUAUGACGAGGACUCGGAGACUUAUUUCUAUGGGGAUAAUUCCUCCAUCCCCAAGGAAGAUUUGGAGAAUGGAGAAGACGUGGCAACAUGUCCUAGCUGCUCUCUCAUUAUAAAAGUUAUUUAUGACAAAGAUCAGUUUAUGUCUGGAGAAACAGUCCCAGCACCUUCAACCAACAGUUAG